Messenger RNA from Danio rerio (zebrafish), 1882 nucleotides. The record is from RefSeq and is a predicted model, not a curated record. Lineage: Eukaryota; Metazoa; Chordata; Actinopteri; Cypriniformes; Danionidae.
UACUCUGGUUUUCUUAGUUUUUUGACUGUUUGCUGCCAUCUAGUGUCUGAAUAAUGCAGAGGUAAGUGUAAAAAGGGUUUCUGGUUUGUAAAUAUUCAUUUAUCUAUUUUUGUUAAUAAAUAAGAAUGUUAAAAUAUAUUUUAUUUUUAUGUAAAGCUUCUGUUUUGUAAUUAACAAAAUCAUGAAAUAAGUAUUUAAUCUUCUGACCACAACUGAUUCUCUCUUUUGUCGAGAGACUGAUUGACAUAUAAGCAGCCAAUCGGCUUUCACAGAGCGCCUACAAGCAGCCAAUCUGCUUUCGCUGAUCAGCGUGCAGGCAAAAACCCCGCCCACUCGACUCAGUUGUGAGGCGGAGAGUGCAGAGCUUUGCUGUUUGCUGUUGAGUUGCUUUAACUCCACUUCUGUUUCGGGUGUUGUGCGUCUAUUCAAAGCUCCAGUGAAGAGUUUAUUGAAGGACAGCGAGAACAUGAGUGAUCCAGAACCCUGCAGAAUUAAACAUGAAGACACUGAACAACAAAUAGACCUAAUUGAAGAGUAUGAGGAGAUUAAAGAGGAGGAACAUCACGUCAACAUUGAGGAAAAGCAUUUACAGACUGAUGAUAUUUUGAAAAAGAGAGACAAGAAUCGUUUAAUAUGCACUCAGUGUGGGAAGAGUUUCGGAAGAAAAAGCAGCCUUAAGAUUCACAUGAGGAUCCACACUGGAGAGAAACCAUUCACAUGCACUGAGUGUGGGAUGAGUUUUAGGCAAUCAUCAGACCUUAAUCAACACAUGAUGAUCCACACUGGAGAGAAACCAUACACCUGCCCUCAGUGCGAGAGGAGUUUCAGCCGCUUAUCAAACCUUAAUGAACACAUGAAGAUCCACGCUGGAGAGAGACCAUACACAUGCACUCAAUGUGGGAAGAGUUUCUGCCGGAUAUCACACUUUAAUGAACACAUGAGGACCCACACUGGAGAAAAACCAUUCACAUGCACUCAGUGUGGGAUGAGUUUCAGCUGCUCAUCAAACCUUAUUAAACACAUGAGGACCCACACUGGAGAGAAACCGUUCAUAUGCACUCCGUGUGGGAUGAGUUUCAGCCAAUCAUCAAGCCUUAAACUACAUAUGAUGAUUCACACUGGAGAGAAGCCGUACAAGUGUUCACACUGUGAAAAGAAAUUCAGAGACUUACAAGCCCUGAAAAGACAUGAGAGGAUUCACACUGGAGAGCAGUGGUGCCCAAACUUUUAAGUAUGAAGGGCCAAAAACCAAAUAUUAUUUAGAGUCGUGGGCCAAAGGUAAAUAUACCAAACUAUAUUACAUUAGUUGCCAUGGGUAAUCUCGUAAUUCAUAAUAUUUAAAAAUAAAAAUAAACCAUUACUUCAAAUCAAACCAAUGCAGUAUUACCUUUUAAACCAUAACUCCUUGCAAUAAAACCAAUCACAUUUAUAACACAGUGGAGUCAGGGCCGGAGCAAGCUGAACUGCCGCUCUAGGCAAAGGACGUUCUCGCCGCCCACAACCCUCUCUAUUCUGCCAACCUCGACGCGGAUAUGACUGAGGGCGCACACUGAAACAUUUUCAUUCUCCACCAAACAUUGCACAUAUGUCCUGGAAAAUGCUAAUUGAAAUACAGAAAUACAUUGUCAUACAACAUAUUGCUUUGCCAAUUUGCAUAUUAUAUUUCAAAAUGAAUUGUGCCACUCGUAUGCUUCCAUCAUCAUUUUGUUGUCUAAUAAAUGUGCAUUUGCAAGUGUGGCAGCUAAUAUGCUGGAAGAAAUACAAGCAGAUGAGAAAUCCAGAAAGAGAAUUUUGUCAAAUUUAUGUUUACUGUUGUUUUUUUUGCAGGGGUUUUUUGCCUUUGAAAUGUAUCAAACAUAAUAAAACUCAACCUGAAAUCUUU